AUGGCCUCUCUUACGGAUUUUAUCGAUUUUUCCUCUAAACCUUUACUAUGGUCUGCCGCGACAAUUGCUUUUAACCCAAUUUUCUGGAACAUUGUUGCCCGCGCAGAGUACCGCAACCACUUCUUGACCCGCAUCUUCGGAGGCGCGUACAAUGGCUGCUAUUUCCUUGCAGUAACCAUCUUUUCGCUCGGAAUUCUCCGUGACCAUGUCUACCAACUUGCUCUAGCUGACCAACCCUUCUACGCUCCUGUCCACCAACCGAUCGUUGGAGGUGUCUUGUUUGCUAUCGGCUCGGUCCUGGUUCUCUCCAGCAUGUGGGCUCUUGGCGUGACUGGUACCUACCUUGGCGACUACUUCGGUAUUCUCAUGGACGCUCCCGUCACCGGGUUCCCUUUCAACGUGACUGGCUCACCGAUGUACUGGGGCAGCACCUUGAACUUCCUCGGUGUUGCUCUGUACCACGGCAAGGUUGCUGGUAUUCUUUUGACCGCCCAGGUCUUUGUCCUGUACUGGUUCGCUCUUGGCUGGGAAGAUCCUUUCACUGCUGAGAUCUACGCCAAGCGUGAGCGUGAGCGUGCCAAGAAGCAGGGCGGCAAGAAGCAAUAAGCGCCCUGAAUGUAUAACAGGAUUGGCCGGGACAUUCAACAUCCACAAUCCGCACACCAAAAGAGAGGCCGAGAGAGAGAGAGGCCAGAUUGCUCCAAACAAC
Messenger RNA from Penicillium robsamsonii, 709 nucleotides. Its product is annotated as bifunctional phosphatidyl-N-methylethanolamine N-methyltransferase/phosphatidyl-N-dimethylethanolamine N-methyltransferase. The record is from RefSeq and is a predicted model, not a curated record. The coding region runs from base 1 to 606 and encodes 201 amino acids. Gene Ontology annotation, molecular function: S-adenosylmethionine-dependent methyltransferase activity. Gene Ontology annotation, biological process: phosphatidylcholine biosynthetic process. The transcript has 5 exons. Lineage: Eukaryota; Fungi; Ascomycota; Eurotiomycetes; Eurotiales; Aspergillaceae.